Staurois parvus is the source of this 229-nucleotide messenger RNA. NCBI's taxonomy places the organism in Eukaryota, Metazoa, Chordata, Amphibia, Anura, Ranidae. The record is from the annotation of a GenBank genome assembly.
CAUUUGGGGGAUAUCUGUACUGUCCUGACAUUUGGGGGAUAUCUGUACUGUUCUGACAUUUGGGGUGAUAUCUGUACUGUCCUGACAUUUGGGGGAUAUCUGUCCUGUCCUGACAUUUGGGGGGAUAUCUGUACUGUCCUGACAUUUGGGGGAUAUCUGUCCUGUCCUGACAUUUGGGGGGUAUCUGUACUGUGCUGACAUUUGGGGGAUAUCUGUACUGUUCUGACAU